Lottia gigantea (owl limpet) is the source of this 456-nucleotide messenger RNA. RefSeq lists its product as hypothetical. The annotation marks the transcript as partial. Gene Ontology annotation, cellular component: cytoplasm; nucleus. The transcript has a single exon. The record is from RefSeq and is a predicted model, not a curated record. Gene Ontology annotation, molecular function: zinc ion binding; ubiquitin protein ligase activity; poly-ADP-D-ribose binding. Lineage: Eukaryota; Metazoa; Mollusca; Gastropoda; Lottiidae. Gene Ontology annotation, biological process: ubiquitin-dependent protein catabolic process; Wnt signaling pathway.
CCAGAUUGUCCAGUUUGCCUUCAACCCUGUAUACAUCCAGUACAGUUACCCUGUCGACAUAUCUUCUGUUUCCUUUGUGUAAAAGGUGUGGCCAACAGAAGCCGUAAAUGUGCUCUGUGUAGACAGAUUAUACCUCCAGAUUUCUUCUUACAUCCUACUCUGUUACGUAAAGAAGAUUUGGAACAUACUGUCUUGUUUGAUGAUGCUUAUCAAUGGUUCUAUGAAGGUGCCAAUGGUUGGUGGCAAUAUGAUGAUAGAACCAGUAUCGAUAUUGAAACUCAUUUCAAAAAGAAAGACAAAGCUUUUGAACUUUUAAUAGCUGGAUUUAUGUAUAUUAUAGACUUUGAAAAUAUGAUCCAGUGUCGACGAAAUGAUCGAACAAAGAAGCGUAGAAUUAAGCGAGAUCUAGUCACAAUGCCAAAUAAAAAAGGUAUAGCUGGGUUGAAGAUUGGAAAC